Messenger RNA from Symbiodinium pilosum, 642 nucleotides. The record is from the annotation of a GenBank genome assembly. Lineage: Eukaryota; Dinophyceae; Suessiales; Symbiodiniaceae.
GUUGCGAUGCGGACCACCCCUGUGAAGGAGCGCACUAUCCGCAACUCGGAGAUAUUCUUCGAUGCUGCUGACUCGAGACGGUUUGGAAAGGACGUCUUCUUCCAGAGUGCGCAUACCGCCAACGACUUAGGGCGGGAAUGGGUCCGCCGUGAGCUCGCGGCACAGGGGACGCGUGUCCAGGAUUUCCACUUCGAGAGCCACUUUCACUUCUCCCACAUCGAUGCCCGGCUGACCCCGGUGGAUGAGGGCCUCUGCUUCUUCAGCUCCAUGGACAAGCCAACCCCCGAUAUGAUACAGCUCUUCAAGGAGAAUGAGUGGAGCAUCCUGGAUGGAGGAACUCGUGAGGACUGCCGAUGCACGGCAGACCAAUGUGCCCCUGGCAUUCAUCUCAAUGUCUUGACAAUUGCGCCCAAGGUCUGCAUUGUGGAGAAGAAUGAGAAAAGCCUCAUCAAGCUCUUCAGUGAGGAAGGCGUGGAUGUCAUCCCGAUUGAGUUCUCAGCUUGCUACCCCUUCGGCGGAGCAUUGAACUGCUACACUCUGGAUAUCCACAGGCAAGGCCCUGCGCAGAAGUCCUACUUCCCCACUUUGGAUGUGAAGGCCGAGAGAGAGGAGGCCAAGCAGAUGCUGUCUGAGAAGCCUUGA